CAUCGCUGUCAUCUCAGAUGUCUUAUCGAGUGAAGAAAUAGUCAUUAAAAGGUCAUUAGAAACCAAUCAAAACAAAAUUUGGAAUCAUUACAAUUCGCCCAAGAAACAAAGGUCAAACCUUUUUUCAUUUCGUUUGUUUGCACAGCCAUAUUUUUGGUCAAAUUUAAUUUGUUUUUCCGCUUAAAGCUUGUCAGACUGCAAUAAACACAGAUCCAGCAAUGAAAUGUCGCAUUUGAAGGCUAUUGUAUCUGACGGUGCAGUGUUGUAAUUCAUAACAAAUACAAUCAAACAAACAUAUGUCACAACAAAUCACAAACAAUCAACAAUUAUGGCAAACAAAAGUCGUGCAAUCGUGAAAAAUUGCCCGAAAUGCGACCAUAGUGUGGCCGUCGCCUCGAAAUCGUGUAAAAAUAAGGCUUGCGGUCAUUCCUUUUUCGAUGCUAAACGAACGACACGAUCAAGGUCUGCCCAAUCCGCUGUGGAUGAAGAGAUGUUACGACGACGAACGAAACGCGUACGUCGUGAGAAGCCCAACUAUUACGAUUCGCAGGAGUUCGACAAAAAGAAGAAGAAAAAGGAUCGUCGGGGACGUCCGAAAGCCAUUUGUCAGGAAAUACCUCAACGAAGCAGCAAAAGUCCAGCCAAUACAAAGGAAUCCACAGCAGCCAGAGCCAAACGGCGAAGAUUACGGAAAGAGCAGGAGAAUGGGGGAGGUGACAUUUGUGCCCGAUUGACAACAGAGAAACAAGAAUUGGCCGCAUUAAUUUUGGCUGAAAUUAAUCGGAAAAUUGGAUCGGUGGUGUGGAGGCCACCAAAUUAGCCUUUAGUUUAGCAACGUUAAUGAUAUUCUGUGUUCCGAGAAGCUCAUUCAGAAGCUCAUUCAUAUAGUUUUACUGGACAUUUAUUGUAUAAGGACUGUAUUUUGUAAUAAAGAUGUGUACAAAUCAGAA
This is a messenger RNA of Bradysia coprophila, 950 nucleotides long. RefSeq lists its product as uncharacterized. The record is from RefSeq and is a predicted model, not a curated record. Lineage: Eukaryota; Metazoa; Arthropoda; Insecta; Diptera; Sciaridae.